Molecule: messenger RNA, 1036 nt
Organism: Solea senegalensis (Senegalese sole)
Lineage: Eukaryota; Metazoa; Chordata; Actinopteri; Pleuronectiformes; Soleidae
Product: arpin-like
Exons: 6
Coding region: 250-945 (231 amino acids)
Biological process (GO): negative regulation of actin nucleation
Source: RefSeq, a predicted model, not a curated record
AAGACAGGGAGACUAAAGACACAGACUAGAGACAAAUAAAGAUAAUCAGAUAUAUAUCUAUAAUAUUUAUCUGAAUAUAUUUCAGUCAUAUACUGUAUAGUGUACUUAAUUCCCGCCCACGUCGGCACACGCCGUGUCAGCAGCAAGCGCACCUGUACUCCUCCACUCUGACGGAACAGGAAGUCGGGAAACGGGAGGAAGAAGAAUCUCGGAAGUAAAAGAGACAAGUUUGUGAAUGUUAAAAGAAAAAUGAGCAGAAUUUAUGAAAACUCGUGUUUACAGAACAAACCCGUCCACAGUGACAAGUUCGAAGGCGUCUGGUCGCCAUCUACGUACGAGAGGGGAGCUGGAGUUCUUCUGGAGGGAAAGGUGCUGGACGUCUCCAGACAUGUGGUCAGCGAUGUCAAAAACCACAAGGUUCGCUUCUACGUUCUGUAUGUCAAACCCAGCCGCGUCCAUCAGAGGAAGUUUGAUGACAGAGGAAAUGAAAUCGAGCCAAACUUCAGCGACACCAAGAAGGUCAACACAGGUCAUCUCCUGUCAUCCUACAAAGUGGAAGCUAAGGGUCAGUCGGACCGUCUGUCUCACGAGCAGCUGUCAGCGAUGGUGAACAAGGAUGAGCUGGUGAAAAUAACGGAGAAGCACCGACCCGCCGGUACCUGGGCCUUCUGGUUCCCAGAGACGGAGCUGGACAAAACAGAGCUGGAGACGGGACACGAGGUCCGGCUGAAGACCAGAGGAAACUGUCCCUUCAUCUUCUCCAUUGCUAAAGUGGAGGGUGGCUCAGUGACCAGGUGUACCUUUACUGGAGAUGAAAACGCUGGAGCUUCAUGGACGGACAAGAUCCUGGCCAACAAAGUCCACGCAGAAGACGCUGAGCGAGGAGGAGGAGGAGGAGCAGCAGCAGGAGGAGAAGGAGCUGAUGAGGAUGAAUGGGACGAGUGAGGAAAUCGUUUCCUGGCAGAACUGAACUGAACCUGAACUUGUGGCAGAUCUCCAGUCUGUCUCUCUCUGUGUCUCUGUCCGUGUCUCUCCG